CCGGGACAAGAGCGCCAGGAGCCCCGGCCGCUGCCCGGCCCCAGAGCCGCUGAGCCAAGCCGCGGGGCUGCAGCUGCUGCGCCAGCAGGGCGCAGCCAACGGGGCAGCCGAGCGGCCGGGGGCCAGGCGCGCCCAUGGGCAGCCGCCCCCGCGAGUGGCACGGCCAGCCGCCCCCGGCCCCGGACGAGGCACCUGUGCCGCAGGACAACGGGCUGGCUGGGGGGAGGAGGAGGCGGCGGCGGCGCCACUGGCCGGCCGAUGCCCCCAGCAGCGUCCGGAGCAGCUGGAGAGGGGGCCAGGGCGCAGCAUCCCUGCCCGAUGCUUUCAAAGCGGCGGCCUCCGGCCGGGCACCUGAGUCUGCCCCGGGGGAUGGCGACUUGAUGGGCAAGCGGGUCCCGGCCUACGGCUCCUCAGAGGAGAGCGAGAUCAACAUCACCAGCGACGAGGAGAGGCAGGGGGCCUGCCGAGCCCCCAGCAGGCCGGAGAACGCCCGCGCCCUGGCAGUGCCCAGGCCGCCCUGGGCAGCAGCCCCCCCGCCGGGCACCGUCUGCUACAUCUGCGGCAGCCCCUUGUCCCCGGCGGGCCAGCACCAGAUCCACGUGCAGAAACAGGAGAAGACCUCCAAGGCCCCCUUCUUCCCUUUCCUGUGGCUGCACAGUCCGCCCCUGGGGGCCCUGCCCAUCAGCCCCGCGGGCAGCACCCUGGUCUGCUCCUGCUGCUUCACCUCCCUCAUGCAGCAGUGGCAGAGCUUCGAGGUGGCCAGCGUGCCGGUCCUGCAGCGGCUCUACGUGGUGCCGCUGGAUGCCAGCGCAGUGGGCAUGCCGCCCAAAGGGAGGAGGGCCCAGAAAGAGGAGGGUGCCCCUGCCCUGCUGCAGGAAGCCUGCUACCUCUGUGGGGAGGAUUGUAGCAAGGAGGCCAGGCCGGUCUCUGCUAAGCUCACCAAUGGCAAUGCUAAAAACACCAUGCACUUCCCCUUCCUCAGCCACCUGCCUUGCCCUCCCAGCGCCAAGGGGCUGAACAAGCAUGGGGAGGUGCGCAGCUGCAGGAAGUGCUAUGGGGUGCUGCAGGACCUGUGGGCCAUGUACCGGGCGUGCCGCAACGAGGAGCUCAUCACCUCAGUGCAGAGCUUCCUGGGGAGGUAUCACCAGGUCUUCUCCACCGGGGAUCCCAGCAGCACUGCCAUGCACCCUUCGGCCACCUCAGGCCCUGCCUCUGUCUGUUACAUCUGCGGAGCUGAGCUGGGAGCCGGCAAAGAGUUCCAGCUCAACGUCAACCCGCCAGGGCGCUUUGGGGAGAAGGAGCCUUUCUUCCCCUUCCUCACCGUCUACCCCCCGGCCCCCAGGGCCAGGCCUGCAGACUCCACUGGGCUGGUAGCUACCUGUGUGCUCUGCUACCAUGACCUCCUAGGCCAGUGGCUGCAGCACGAAAGCAGGAAUUCCCACCAUCCCAGCAGCGCCUGGUCCAGGCAGUACAAAGUGGAGACCUUCGUGUGCUUCUUCUGCCGGCAGGAGAAGAAGCGGUGCCUUGGAUUAAAAGCAGUGCAGGUUGCCCGGCUCCCUGUGUUUCUGUACACCCUCCGCAUGGCCAACAGCUUACUGGUGGAUGAUGGUAAAGAACUGACCAUUGGAGCAUGUGCAGAAUGUGGGGCGGUGGUGCUUGCUGGCAAAAGCAUGACACCUCCGGACUUUCUGGCUAUGACACCCCCAGCCAGUCUCCCAAAGGCAUUGUCCUCUUCUCUGGAGACACCUGCUGUGAAGCCUUCCGCCAGCGAGCCCAGACAGCGACUGGCGGGCACUGGGGAGAGCCCAGGUGCAAGGAACGGAGCUGCCCAGGAGAUUGGCUCUGACCGCGGCCAGCAGAGCGUGGAUGUGGAAGGCGCAGACCUGGGAGCUACAAGCAUGAGCCAUGAGCCAAAGUCACCUUCACUAGGAAUGCUCUCCACCGCGACCCGGACCACGGCCACCGUCAGCCCCCUGACCCCUUCUCCUCUCAAUGGCUCCCUUGUGCCCAAUGGCAGCCCAGCGGCCAACAGCUCCUUGUCAGUCCAGUCAGCGCCUUCCUCCAGCUUCGCUGCCGCCCUGCGCAAACUGGCCAAACAGGCAGAGGAACCCAGAGGGUCUUCGAUAAGCAGCGAGUCUUCCCCCGUCUCCUCGCCAGCCACCAACCACAGCUCCCCUGCCAGCACACCCAAGCGAGGACCCAUGGGCCCCAUCAUCGUCCCCCCUGGGGGGCACAGCGUGCCUAGCACGCCCCCUGUGGUGACCAUCGCCCCAACGAAAACGGUGAACGGGGUCUGGAGAAGUGAAGGCAGACAGCAAGAAGCAGGAUCGAGAGGCAGCAGCAGCCGGGAGCGCCUGAUCGCCGAGCCUCCACUCCCACAGGAGAAAGCCGGGGGUCCCGCUGUCCCUUCUCACCUCCUCGGGACGCCUUACUCCUUCGGGAUCCCCCCCACCUCCGUCGUCCAGGAUUCCCGCUUCCCGCCUUUAAACAGCCUGCAGCGGCCUGUACACCAUGUGGUGCCUCCCAGCGCGGUCACGGAAGAUUACCUGCGGAGCUUCCGGCCCUACCACACUGCUGAGGAACUCCGUAUGUCCUCCCUGCCGCCCAUCAGCCUGGAUCCGGCCACCGCCGCCGCUUACUACCACCCCGGCUACCUGGCCCACCACCCCUUCCCUCACCCAGCCUUCAGGAUGGAUGAAUCCUACUGCCUUUCGGCCCUGCGGUCCCCCUUCUACCCGAUCCCAACCCCGGGUUCGCUCCCACCUCUUCAUCCUUCAGCCAUGCACCUCCAUCUGUCGGGAGUGAGGUACCCCACCGAGCUGCCCCACUCGUCGCUCUCUGCCCUUCAGUCCGAGCGGAUGUCCAGUCUGACUGCGGAGAGGCUGCAGAUGGACGAGGAGCUGAGGCAGCGCGAGAGGGAACGCGAGAGGGAGCGCGAGAAGGAGCGGGAGCGGGAAGCCGACCGGGAGCGGGAGAAGGAGCGCGAGCGGGAGAGAGAGCGGGAGAAGGAGCUUGAGCGGGAGCGGGAGAAGGAGAGGGAGCGGGAGAGAGAGCUGGAGAGACAACGAGAAAGGGCCCGGGAGAAGGAGAUGAACCUGGCCAAAGCCAUGGAGAGCCCAUUUCUGCCAGUGGCAGAGCUGCACGGGCUGAGGAGCCAUCCGGCGGAGGAGCGUGUGAAACCAGCCGAGCAGCUGACGCCAAACAGACCAGAGAAACCCAAGGACACGACCAUCCCAACUCCUAAGCCCGUCCAGCACCCCUUGCACCAGCCGCCCGCCUCCCACCAUCCCGUGCCCAGCCUCAUUUCCAGCCACAGCGUCUUCCCCCUCCCCGGGAGCAGCGCAGCCACAGCUCUUCUCAUCCAGCGCACCAACGAGGAGGAGAAGUGGCUGGCGCGCCAGCGUCGGCUGCGGCAGGAGAAGGAGGACCGCCAGUCCCAGGUGUCGGAGUUCCGGCAGCAAGUGCUGGAGCAGCACCUGGAGAUCGGGCGGCCGCCGAACCAGCCGGAAGCUGAGCACCGGCCGGAGAACCCCAGAUCAGGACCAAACCGCCAUGAGCCAAGUGGCCGAGACCAACCACAGCACUUUGGAGGGCCCCCUCCGCUCAUCUCUCCCAAACCUCAGCAUCACCCAGUGCCCACCUCGCUCUGGAACCCUGUGUCCUUGCUGGAGAACAACAUGGAGCCGCGCAGGAUCCAGGAGAAUCACUCUCUCCAUGCCCACCCUGCCCAGUACGAGCCCAGCCGACAAGCCAUCCCCUUGGUGAAGGUGGAACGAGUAUACUGCCCCGAGAAGCUGGACGAAGGGGCCAGAAAGAGAGAGACACUGGACAAAUACCAGCCUGCCAGGGAGCCUGGGGCGUCGGAACAUGGUGGGUUCUCCCAUGGGCCCUUCCUGGCAGAACUGGAAAAGUCCACACAGACCAUCCUUAACCAACAGAGGGCAUCGCUCUCCCAGCCGGGGCAGUUUGCUGAGGUCAGCCUGCCCAGCAAGCCUAGCUCACCUUACCGGCACCCGCUGCCCAGGGCCCACGACCCCAUGUACGUUUACGAUGAGUUCCUGCAGCAACACCGUAAACUAGUCAGUAAACUGGACCUGGAGGAGCGGAGGCGGAGAGAAGCCAGGGAGAAAGGCUAUUACUAUGACCUGGAUGACUCCUACGACGAGAGUGAUGAGGAGGAAGUGAGAGCCCAUCUCCGGUGCGUUGCCGAGCAGCCCCCGCUGAAGCUGGAUACUUCCUCGGAGAAAUUGGAGUUCCUGCAGCUUUUUGGCCUGACCACCCAGCAGCAGAAGGAGGAGCUGCUGACUCAGAAGAGGAGGAAGAGGCGGAGGAUGCUGAGGGAGAGGAGUCCAUCCCCUCCCACAGUCCAGAACAAACGUCGGACGCCCUCACCGCGGCUCCCACUCUCCACGCGCUACAGCCCGGACGAAAUGAACAACAGCCCCAACUUCGAGGAGAAGAAGAGGUUCCUGACCAUCUUCAACCUGACUCACAUCAGCGCAGAGAAAAGGAAAGAUAAAGAGAAACUGGUGGAAAUGCUCCAUGCCAUGAAGCAGAAAAGUGUGACGGCAGCAGUGGUGGUGAAAAGCUCCCCGCGGGACAGUCCCAGUCUCAACCCAGCUGAGCUCCAGGUGCAGCAAUUUCCUGUGGAUUCAGAUAAACCUGUUGGUAUCACUGCCUCCUUGCCAGACACUCAAAAGACAUCAGAGCCCAGUCGAUUAGAACAGCUGAGACCACACGAGCUCCAGAGGGCCAAGGAACCAGCUCCGGUCUCUGCUGAGAAGCCCAGGCUGAACGAUGGGCACACCGGGAAGAAGAGCCUGAGCAUAUUCAAUUAUGUCAGGGGCCCUUUGCCUAAGGAUAUCCCGGUGCCACUCUCUCACAGCAUGAAUGGGAAGAAUAAGCCAUGGGAGCCCUUCAUAGCUGAGGAAUUUGCACAUCAGUUUCACGAGUCUGUGCUGCAGUCCACACAGAAAGCAUUGCAGAAGCACAAAGGAAGUGCAGCAGCACUUACUGCAGAGCAGAACCACAAAAUUGACACCUCUAUCCAUUACAACAUUCCUGAGCUUCAGACCUCAAGCAGGGUCCAGCUGCCUCAACAGAAUGGGCAGCAAGACACCCCACUGGCACGGAAGGGGCUCAUCCCACCCGAACAGGACAAGGACUCUGACUCAGAGGGGGAGGAGGAGGAGGAGGAAGAAGAGGAGGAAGAGGAGUACCCUAGACCUAAAUGGCAGGGGAUUGAGGCAAUCUUCGAAGCUUAUCAGGAACAUAUAGAAGAACAAAACCUGGAACGCCAAGUGUUGCAGACACAGUGCCGACGGCUGGAGGCCCAGCAUUACAGUCUCAGUCUGACUGCAGAGCAGCUGUCACACAGCAUGGCGGAACUAAGGAACCAGAAGCAGAAGAUUGUCUCGGAAAGGGAGCGACUUCAGGCCGAACUAGAUCACUUGAGAAAGUGCCUUGCGUUGCCUGCAAUGCAGUGGUCUAGGGGUUAUUUCAAGGGAUAUCCCAGGUGACGCUCCCUUGCACUAGGCUGAACAUAUAGUAUAGAAAUAAUAAUCUAUUUUAUUACCUUGAAUAUUUAAUAUUUUUCACUGGGAGGUUUGAAGCUAAAAUAUAAAUGGAGAAUGUGCCAUGCAUGGAGCAAAGGAUUAUGGGAUCCAGAAAAAAUACCCACCUCUAUCUUGACUUCAAUGCAACUGAAUCUUUGUAAUUCUGCAAGCAACCCACAACCCACCCAUGAAGGCUAGAUUUUGUUUAAUUUUAAUGAGGGGUGCUUUUUUCCUCCUUCCCCUCCACUUUUUAAUUAUUAUUUUUUAAAUCUGAUAAGACUUCAUCAACAACACUAAUAGCCACCUCCCUGUAGAGAGGGUGCUGUCCACACACAAAAUCAUUCUUUUGUUGCCAUAUUAGUCCAACUACUGUACCAUGGGGUUUGCCUGUUCUUCACGGGGAAGAUGGUGUGUCUCGUGUUAAGAGGAAGUUGGGUAUACUUUUGAAAGCAAAUGAACUGUGUAUCUCCGAUACGGAAAGCUGUGGUAGUGAUCUGCAGAGUAACAAGUCCUGGAAGGAGCCAACACAGCUUCAGAACUUGAGCCUUUUCCUAAAUCAACAGGCUUUCCACUGGAAAUGCACUUCGCUAUAAAAAAAUAAAGUGAAUAAACAAACCGAAGGUACCUUUUUAUUACUGUUUUGGGGGGUAGGGAACGGAAUGUACAGAACAACAAUACACACACACCUAGAGAGAGAGAGAGACAAAUUACAUACCCUAGUGGGUGAACUUUUCAUACAAACUCAAACGAUUUUGCAAUUAAAAAAAAAAAGUCAAAAAGGUGCUUCAGCCUUGUACUGUGUAUAUAUUUAAAAAGUUUUGUAUGUUUUUAUUACUUUAAUUAUUGUUAUAAAAAGCUUGCCAUUUUUAA
Molecule: messenger RNA, 6425 nt
Organism: Chrysemys picta bellii (western painted turtle)
Lineage: Eukaryota; Metazoa; Chordata; Testudines; Emydidae
Gene: GSE1
Product: Gse1 coiled-coil protein
Source: RefSeq, a predicted model, not a curated record